Molecule: messenger RNA, 213 nt
Organism: Aspergillus terreus NIH2624
Lineage: Eukaryota; Fungi; Ascomycota; Eurotiomycetes; Eurotiales; Aspergillaceae
Exons: 4
Coding region: 1-213 (70 amino acids)
Biological process (GO): vacuole fusion, non-autophagic
Molecular function (GO): endopeptidase inhibitor activity
Source: RefSeq, a predicted model, not a curated record
AUGCCUCUCUACAACGUUACCCUGAAGAAGGACUCACCCCCCGAGGAGUUGGAAAAGGCCAAGCAGACGGCUAAGGACAAGGGCGGAAACAUCAAACACGAAUACACUCUUAUCAAAGGCUUCACUGUUGAAUACCCAGAGGACCAUGUGGACACCCUCCAGGCCAGCGAGCAUAUCCAUGUCGAGCAGGAUCAAGAGGUGAAGAUUCAGUGA